AUGUCUGGAACAAAAUCAAAAACCUCUAAGUCUUCAAAGUCUGACUCUGGGCAGAUCGUUGCAACCUCCCAGACUUCGCGAUUUCAUGUCGAUACUUUGACUACCUUGUCCAGAGAAAUCGAUUUGCACCAAGUUAAUAUCUCCAUCGGUAUUCGGGAUAUUCUGAUUGACGCUCACUUGCGCCUCAAAACAGGUGUAAAAUAUGGGCUAGUUGGUCGCAACGGCCAAGGAAAAUCAACCAUCUUGAAGGCUAUUGCCGAUAAGAUUAUCCCCGGAAUCCCAGAAAACCUGCGAAUUCUUUUGGUGGGACAGGUUGAAGGUGCUUUGAGUCUUUUUUCGGACGAAGACAAAGAACAACCGACGGUGGUGCAAGUGGUAGUUCGAAGUGAUUCACGUCGAGAGACGGCUUUGUGGGAACACAAGAUAUUAUCGACCGGGCUGGAAUCUGAUUCCGAGGUCCAGCUGCUGGAAGCAGUGGUUACUUUACGCCAUGCAAGAGCACUGAAAGAAUUAGAACUGGCACAGAAAAUUGCUGCAAAACGCAGUGGUGCACGAGGAGCUGAUGCCCGCAAGCAACUCUUGGUAUGCGAAAAGCAAGUUGCUGAUCUGGAAGCAGAGUUGAAUUCGGUUAAACAAAAAGUCACUGAAAUUACUUCAGAGCUCACUGCUGCUACACAUGCGACGGCAAACGAAUUAAUUUCAGAGAUCCAAGGCACACUAGAAGCUAUCAACGCCGAAGCAACGGAAUCGAACGUCAGAGUAAUCCUACUAGGACUUGGUUUCUCUUCAGAGCAACUUGAUGAUCCGUACACUUCUUUAAGUGGAGGAUGGCGAUCGCGUUGCACCCUCGGAAGUGCACUUCUACAAAAGCCUGAUCUGCUAAUUCUAGACGAACCAACUAACUAUCUCGACAUCCCAUCAGUAGUAUGGCUGCAAAAUUAUUUAACGGAACUCGAAGACACCACGAUUUUAGUUGUAGCCCAUGAUCGGGACUUUCUGGACGAAGCAACGGAGGAAACCAUCAUACUCCGUGAGCAGAAAUUGGCAUAUCACGAGGGCGCAAUUUCAGCCUGCGAACGCGCUGGAGCGAAAAAACGAAAGUCCAAAGUUCGAAUGAAAGACGCUUUAGAUAAGAAACGUGAGGCUAUUGAGAAGACCAUUGCCGAGGGCGCACGUGCUGCCAGAAAGACUGGUGACGAGAACAAGGCAAGGAUGGUCAAGAGUCGACAGAAGAAACUUGACAAUCGUUGGGGGGCUGAAGUCAACGACAAGGGACACAAGUUUAAGCUCAAUCGAGACCUCGGGGGGUUUCACCUCACAUCUCGAGCUGAGAUAGAAAUCGAGAGCAUCGAUCCACCUGUCAAUCUGCCCUUCCCAGACCCUGAAGAUCUUCGGUUCCCUGGAACACUGUGUUCUGCUGCGAACGUCACAUACCGAUACUCUAAGGCAGGCCCGAUAAUUUUGGACGACGUAACUAUUACAGUGCAUCCGGGGGAUCGGGUGGGCCUGGUUGGGAAGAAUGGGGAGGGAAAAUCUACUCUGGUCAAGAUGUUAAUCGGACAACUAAAGCCUACGAAAGGAGUUGUCGAAAGGCAUCCACGACUUCGCAUCGGGUAUGGAUUCUCGAUAGUUAGCGCGUAUGAUUACUUCGAGCUGAAUGACUUUAGAUAUUACUCACAACACUCUGUGGAGGAGCUUACUGACCCUAAAGUUGGUGCCGUCUCCUCCGUCGUCCACUUUAUUGAAGAGUCGAAGAAUCGUCAUGGUAUUGUUAUCGAUGACGGAACCGCGAGAGGAUUCCUGGGAAGCUUUGGUCUACAAGGCCGCAUUGCUACCAACCCAAUCAGCACCCUUUCGGGCGGACAGAAGGUCCGAUUGGCCCUGGCGCUUAUAGUCUACCCCGCCCCAGACCUUCUAGUUCUGGAUGAAGUGUCGACCCAUCUUGACAUGGAUACAAAUGUGGGACUGAUGCGUGCACUUCGUAGAUUCAAAGGCGCUGUGCUACUUGUUAGUCACGACCGUCAUCUUAUCCGUUGUGUAAUCGAAGGUGACCCACUGAUUCCCGAGGGAGAUGAACUAAGCGACGGUGAGGAGGACGAGACAUCUGACACAGACGAUCCGGUAAAAACUGGAGUGGUGUACCGAGUAGGACCGAAAGGUAAAUUACGAAAGCUUGAAAAUGGGGUGAACCAGCUCUUUUUGACUGGAAUGUUCGUCGUCCCCUUGAUACGAUCCACUAUUCGUAGUACAUGGCUCAAGACUGUGGCAAUCAGAUCCUCUGUCGCAUCAGUGAUGGCACUAAUCACUACGUCUACUAAUAUUGCUGUUAGUUAUGUACUAGAUGGUAAAGAAGCAAUAUGGGUUUGCCUUGGAGGCUGUGCGACUGAUUUAGUUAUCAAUGCUAUCAUCCUAUAUUGGGCUAUACAAGGGCCCGAUGAAUCGUCCGAAUCUCGGGAUAAAUCAAUAUAUACAUCACCCAUUGGUGACAUCACGUUUCGAUGGGGCGUUGCCGAUGGUCAUGAUCAACUGAGAUCUCCUGGUUCCUCCCUACGAGACAACGUUUCAGAGGCAACAGUCGCAGUUCCUACCAUGAGCCUCCCACCUCUAGAAAAGCCUGGACCGCUAAUAAGACCGGAGAGGUCCCGUGCAUCGUUGUAA
This is a messenger RNA of Rhizoctonia solani, 2658 nucleotides long. Its product is annotated as ABC transporter. The record is from RefSeq and is a predicted model, not a curated record. The transcript is spliced from 15 exons. NCBI's taxonomy places the organism in Eukaryota, Fungi, Basidiomycota, Agaricomycetes, Cantharellales, Ceratobasidiaceae. Gene Ontology annotation, molecular function: ATP binding; ATP hydrolysis activity. Bases 1 to 2658 code for a protein of 885 amino acids.